Molecule: messenger RNA, 885 nt
Organism: Gastrolobium bilobum
Lineage: Eukaryota; Viridiplantae; Streptophyta; Magnoliopsida; Fabales; Fabaceae
Exons: 1
Coding region: 1-885 (294 amino acids)
Biological process (GO): shoot system development; root development
Source: RefSeq, a predicted model, not a curated record
AUGGCAGCCUCUUCAUUGAACCCAAAAUUCCAUAACCAUGCUCGUUCUAAUAGUUUGCCCUCUAAGCCACACCCUAUAAUCCUACAAUGCAAUGAACACUUAGCCAGAUUAGGGGCUUACGAAGCUAGCUCCUCUUCUUCAUUGCUGAUGCAAAAACUAAGUGGUCUGCAGGAUUUGCAUGACUGCAUUGACAAAUUGGUUCAACUCCCCUUAACUCAAGAAGCACUUGUCAAUGAACACCAAGAGAAAUGGGUGGAUGAUCUCUUGGAUGGAUCUCUAAGGCUCCUUGAUGCAUGUACAGCAACCAAAGAUGCAUUACUUCACACAAAGGAGUGCACCCGGGAACUACAGUCAACUAUAAGAAGAAGAAAAGGAGGGGAAGUGGAGCUCAUGGUAGAGGUUAAAAAAUUCUUAACCUCAAGGAAGGUGGUGCGAAAGGCCAUAUUCAAAGCCUUGGAGAAUUUAAAGGGUAAUGCAAAUAAAUGCAACUUUUCUAUCACCAACAAAGACUAUCAAACCCUGGCCUUGGUUAGCUUGUUCAAAGACGCUGAAGGGGUCACUUUUUCCAUAUUUGAGUCAUUGCUGAAUUUUUUUUCUGGGUCAACAAUAUCAAAACGAAGCAGCUGGGCUUUGGUUUCAAAGCUAAUGCACAACAAAAGGGUAGGCCACACACAAGGAACAGAUGAGAAUGAGUUUGCAAAAGUGGAUGCUGCAUUGCAGUUCUUUGUAUUCAACAUGGCAACCAAGUCAAACGACAUCAAUGAUUUGCAAAAAAAGUUAGAGAAAUUGGGAUCCUGUAUGCAAGACCUUGAAGAAGGACUUGAGUCACUGUUUAGGCGUUUGAUUAAAAUCAGAGUUGCCCUUCUCAACAUCCUUAAUCACUAG